Rhizopus microsporus ATCC 52813 is the source of this 375-nucleotide messenger RNA. RefSeq lists its product as uncharacterized. The coding region runs from base 1 to 375 and encodes 124 amino acids. The record is from RefSeq and is a predicted model, not a curated record. The transcript has 2 exons. Lineage: Eukaryota; Fungi; Mucoromycota; Mucoromycetes; Mucorales; Rhizopodaceae.
AUGGAAAUUCCGACAAAGCCUGAUAAAGUAGUUGUUUCUGCAAACUUACCACUAUGGAAAAUCUACGAACGCAUAUGGAAGCUCAAUGCUGAAAGUUAUGAUUCCUUUGACAAUUUCCUUAGUCGUUUUGAAGACAUCUUGGAAGUUGGCCCGAUCGACAUUGGCGAAAAUUGGUCAAGAUUGAUAUCAGUGUUCAUGCACCAGCAACACCGAUACGCAAAGAAAAGAAUGGGACAAUCAAAGCCUCCAUCAAGUAACGAAGCUAGAUACAGUCAACAAAUACAGUUAUCAAGAUCAAAUCUACCAUCGAAAGCAAAAGCUUUUGUCAACAAGAAUGCAAGUAAUAACGUCUACUGUGGCUACUACGACUCUUGA